AUGCCAGUCGUCAUGAGACCUUCAACGAGGAACAAGGACGAGGUACUCGAUGCCGAGCGCCUUCGUCAGAUCGCUCGACGCAAAGAACAGAAUCGCAACGCACAACGACGUCUUCGCGAGCGCAAAGAAGAGUAUACGAUGCAAUUGGAGGCGCAACUUGCCGACCUGCAUCGCCGUUCUCAGAGCCAAGAGGAGGAGAGUCGCUUCCUUCGUGAAGCACUUGCCCGCAUGCGAGCUGAGAACCAGACGCUUGCUGAGCAGAUCUCCAUGAUCCACCAGGUAGUUCCAUCCACUCAGACUUCGCAUCCUCUUCCACAACGCGCCUCGAUCGAUCUCGGUAUCGACCUCUUUGCACACACAUCCGCACUGAACCGUAACCGAAACCGAUCUCAGAGCGUCACUGCUUCGACUUUGCCUCACUUUAACUUCAGCGCGGCAGCUGCCCCUUGGUCAGCCACCUCUUCUCAUCAUCCCGUGUCGGCAAUGCACCCGCCUCACUUUGUCGGCGGCAUCGCUCCCGGCGCCACCCAUCGUCUUCCCAUGACGUCAGCAUCACCUCUGCAAGGAGCAUACACCUUCCCAGGCGGUCUCCCCUUGCGACAGCACGAGUCGAUGGAGGACGUCGCCAUGGCUCGCUCCAAUAACGGUAGUCGCAGAAGCUCCCUUUCGCCCCACUCGCAGCGUAGGGACAGCAUCUUCGACACUCAAGGCACCAUUUCUCGUCACGGAAGCGGCCAGACAGAUCUCACUCUGCCUUCCGCUGACCACUCUGACUCCGAGAGUGUACACUCAACCAAGAUCCAGGGUGUCUCUGCUGCUCCCUCUGUCCACACUACAGCUUCGAUGGCUCCCUCGCCAUCGUCUUCGCUUAGCUCUGCUGCUAUUCCUUCCGGGUCCAUGGCACAGACUGCGGUUAUUCAGCAACAGAACAACGUCGGUGCCAAGGCAGCGUUGCCCAACAUGCCUCCUACGUCUGACGACGUCAUGACAAGCUGCCUCGAGAGCAUCCACUCGCUGCCUAUGGCAAGCUGCCUCGAGAGCAUCCACUCGUCGCCUAUGGCCGGUGGCGCUGACGCCAACAAGAACGCUACACAAAAAAUCAACUUUGACGGCGGUGCCUCUUGGAUGUCCUUGUCCAACGAUGUACACGGUCAGCUCCCUCUGCCUGACUUCCGUCAAGACCUGUCUAACAUGCCCAAGCCUCUUGGAAUGACUCCUGGUGCUCUUGGUCUGAGCAACAUGAUGCCGGGCAACGGUCAGGGAGGUGACGGCUGGUCCAUCUCGCCUUGGAUCAACAUGGCGCAGACUCCUUCUGCGGCAGGUGGUUCGACUGACAUGGAGCACUCCUCUUCGCAGAUGAAGACCGAGACUCAACGUAUGGAUAGCGCCAUGGCUUUCGACAGCCGCACUUCGCUUGCUAGUCGUCGCGGAUUCUCGGGAAGCCUCAAGCUCGAAUCACGGGCUAACUAA
Molecule: messenger RNA, 1470 nt
Organism: Ustilago hordei
Lineage: Eukaryota; Fungi; Basidiomycota; Ustilaginomycetes; Ustilaginales; Ustilaginaceae
Exons: 1
Coding region: 1-1470 (489 amino acids)
Biological process (GO): regulation of DNA-templated transcription
Molecular function (GO): DNA-binding transcription factor activity
Source: RefSeq, a predicted model, not a curated record